This is a messenger RNA of Cariama cristata (Red-legged seriema), 2202 nucleotides long. Its product is annotated as hydrocephalus-inducing protein-like. The annotation marks the transcript as partial. The transcript is spliced from 11 exons. The record is from RefSeq and is a predicted model, not a curated record. Gene Ontology annotation, cellular component: axoneme. Gene Ontology annotation, biological process: axonemal central apparatus assembly; cilium movement. NCBI's taxonomy places the organism in Eukaryota, Metazoa, Chordata, Aves, Cariamiformes, Cariamidae.
AUCAGCAAGGGUCCCACGUUUACCUGUGUGUUCCUGGCCACCGUAGUAGUGCCGACUGUCCACUUCUCCACCACCAGACUCAACUUUGGAGCCUGCUUCAUCUACCGUGCUGGGAUGUCAGCUGCCCAGCAGACCCUUGUCAUCACAAACAAGGCAGACAGGGAUGUGAGUUUGAACUGCUUGUUCACCAACACCGUGCAUCUGGAGGUGAACUUCCCAGGGUGCAUCCUGCGCCCAGGAGGGACAGUGGAGGUGCCCAUCACUUUCUAUCCCAGAGAGGUUGCGUCCUACCAUGAGCUCAUCCCUUUUGAAAUCAAUGGCCUUUGCCAGCAGACUGUUGAGGUCCAAGGAAGGGGCAUGGAAAUGAAGGUUGACGUUGUGGAACCACAAGGAAAGGUGGUGAAGCUGGGAGCCCUCUCCAUCGGACAGAUGGUGAAGAAGACUGUCACCAUAGCAAACAACAGUGCUGCCCCUCUCACUUUUAAGCUCAGUCUCGUGUCCACCAUGCCAGAGCUGCAAGAAGCUGGGGUUCUCUGCUUGAACCCCACCAAGGAACUAAGUCUGAAGCCCAAAGGAGACACCUGUAAAGUAGAGGUGACCUUCUCCCCAAAAUGCCGCAUCCAGCCGUUCACUGAAGAAGUGAUGUUGGAGUGCAACGGCCUGGUGCGCUCCCUCUUCAUGGUGCGGGGCUCCUGCCAGGGCAUCCACGUGAGCUUGGACCAGGAACACCUCAGCUUUGGAGCGGUGGUGCAGCAGAGCUACACAUCCCGGCACAUCAUCAUGCGGAACACGGGCGACAUAGGAGUCAAGUUUAAAUGGGACAUCGAGAGCUUCAAGCCAGAUUUCUCCAUCAGCCCCACAAAGGGUUACAUCUCCCCAGGAAUGGAUAUCCCCUUCAUUGUGACUUUCCGCCCCUCUAAGCUGAGCCACAUUAUCCAGUACGAGGGCCUGCAGUGCUUCAUCCACGGCAGUGACCCGCUCCGGCUUACACUGGUGGGGUCCUGCAUGGAGACCCCUGUGACCAAAGAGAUACUGACUUUCACAUGUGACGUGCGUGAAAAGCACAGCCAGACCAUCCUCUUGUCCAACCCGAGCAAUGAGGCCUGGACUGUGCAACCUGUCAUUGAGGGGGAACACUGGACGGGGCCUGAAUUUUUCCAUCUAGAAGCCAAUCAACAAAAAAAACCCUACAAGAUCACUUACAAACCCCUAACCAUGAGCUCUGAGUAUAAGAAGCAUCAGGGCUCCAUCUUCUUCCCAUUGCCGAAUGGGACAGGCUUGUACUACCUCCUGCAAGGGACUGCUGAGGCCCCAAAGUGCUCAGGGACCAUUUUCCGGCAGGUACCAUGUAGGACUUCCUACACUGAGCUCAUCCCUGUCUCCAACUGGCUGAGCAGACCACAAAGGUUCCUUGUGGUAGUGGACAUACUCAAACCAGAAAACCUGGAAAGCAGUUCUGUGCUGCAGGGGCUGGAAUACAUUGAUGUGCCAGCCUCUGCCAAGAAGGACUACAAGCUCACGUUCCUCUCCUACAAGGAAGGAGUCUUUAACACAAUGGUGACCUUCCUCAAUGAGGUGACCAAGGAGUACUUGUUCUACAUGGUGACUUUCAAGGCCACCGCUUCAGGACCCAUCAGCACUGUUGAAAUAACCACCGCUGUUCGGCAGAGAGUGUCUUCCACCAUCAAGGUGGACAACCCUCUGCCUGUUCCGGUGACGUUUGCCAUAGAUUGCAAAGUGCCUGACGUCAACAUUCCCCCACAUUUCACUGUUCCUGCACAGUCAGAGGCUGAUCUUGUCUUUGAGUACCAGCCCCUGAAAAUGGGUGAGAGCACCGGGCGCCUGGUGCUUCAGAGCAACGACUUGGGCUCUUUUUACUAUGACAUGCACCUGAAAGCCACCGUCAACAAGCCGGAGAAGUCCCUCUACUUCUGCACCACAUUGGGCUCUAGUCAGACCAUCACCACAAAAAUAAUGAAUUACGCCCAGCAGAAGACCGACUACCUCCUUCAGAAACCCACCAGCGUGGCCCCCGCCAGCCCAGGGGGCUCGGAGGUGAGCGUGGAGGUGACCUAUGAGCCCUGCCAGCUGGGUGAAGCCAAGGCCACGCUCCAGCUCUCUUCCCCGCUUGGAGGGGAGUACAGCAUCCCCCUCUUCGGCCACGCCCUCCCACCCAAGCCCCAGGGCCCAUUCCCCAUCAAG